UUAAUCAUCCCCGAGUGGUGGAUGAUUACCUAUAAAAAUCUAUUCUCCCAGCCGGCUGGAGCGUCAGUAUUGGGCAAAGGAGUGGAUCAGUGAGAGCGUCGUGUUAACAGUGACUACCUCGAAGCAGCCAACAAUAGCCAGCAUGAUCGCAGCGGCAAUGAAAUACGUUGCACUGGGGCUGGUGCUGCUUGCCGUCAGUGCCCGGGCGGAACCGGGCGAAGUGAUCCCGAACCAUCCGAACUGUCCGGAGAUGCAGGGACCGUUGCCGCACUAUUUUAUUCAUCCGACGAACUGCAGCCGGUUCUACGAAUGCCACAUGAAGGACGCAUGGGAGUAUGAGUGUCCCGCCGGGCUACACUUUAACGUCGCCAUCGAUGUGUGUGACUUUCCCGUCAAUGCGAAAUGUGAGUCCCAGUCGCCGGGUGAUCAGACCACGACGACAUUAAGGCCGACAACUACAACAUUAAGGCCGACAACCACUACAACCACUGAUUGGAUUACCACCACAACAACGGAGGCUACUACUACAACAACAUUUCCAACAACAACUACAACGAGUGCUCCAACAACACCAUCACAAUGGACUGAUCCAACAAUCACAACAACUACACCAAUAUGGACUGAUCCAACAACAUGGUCUGCUCCAACAACCACAACAACAUGGAGCGACCAACCACCACCACCACCUACAACAACGACAACAGUAUGGAUAGAUCCAACAGCCACAACAACAACGCAUGCUCCAACAACCACAACAACAUGGAGCGACCUACCACCACCACCACCUACAACAACGACAACAGUAUGGAUAGAUCCAACAGCCACAACAACAACGCAUGCUCCAACAACCACAACAACAUGGAGCGACCUACCACCACCACCACCAACUACAACAACGACAACAGUAUGGACGGAUCCAACAACCACAACAACAACGGAUUACACUACAGCGUACCCUCCAACAACUAACGAACCCCCCUCAACACCGCAUCCCACCGAUCCGCACUGUCCACCGCCCGGGGCGACGCUGCCGAACUACUGGGCGCACGGUACCGACUGUUCCCGGUACUACGGUUGCCUCGAAGGCUGCGUCAAGGAGUUCAAAUGUCCCGACGGGCUGUACUGGAACGAUCAGCAGAAGCGCUGCGAUAGCUACUCCAGCUCACAGUGCGGUUGUCCGGACAUCCCGCCAGCACCGAACAUGUGGCCAUCGAUGACGUCACAAACACCAUCGGCCAAAGCUUGGCCAUAUCCCAAGCCAUGAGUGUUGUGUGCAGGUGAAGUGUCUAACGAGUAGUGUUUAAUUACAGCUUAAUGACGAAACAUACUAGAAAGUGGGGCAUUUUAUGGCAGAGGAAGUGACGCAAAUGACCCGCAAUAAGAAAUAUAAGAAUACAAAUAAGCAAAACAUAGUAA
Anopheles gambiae (African malaria mosquito) is the source of this 1416-nucleotide messenger RNA. RefSeq names its product salivary glue protein Sgs-3. The coding region runs from base 143 to 1264 and encodes 373 amino acids. The record is from RefSeq and is a predicted model, not a curated record. Lineage: Eukaryota; Metazoa; Arthropoda; Insecta; Diptera; Culicidae. Gene Ontology annotation, molecular function: chitin binding. The transcript is spliced from 2 exons. Gene Ontology annotation, cellular component: extracellular region.